AUGGCAGCCACCGAAGCGACAGCGAGGGCCUUCUUUUCUUCGCCGCUCUUCGCCGUUGUCGGCGCAAGCUCGAACCCCUCCAAAUUCGGCAACAAGAUCUUCAAUUGGUACCAUGCCCACGACCUCCCCGUAACGCCCAUCAACCCCACCGCCUCCACCAUCACCCUCGCCUCCCGACCCGAACCUUUCCCCGCGCUGCCCAGCAUUUCCGCUCUCCCUUCGCCUACCGAGACUGCCCUGUCCAUCGUCACUCCGCCCGCAGCCACUCUACAAGUAUUGCGCGACGCGAAGCGGCUCGGCAUACGUGCGGUCUGGCUCCAGCCUGGAAGCUUCAACGAUGAGGUUCUGCGCGUCGCAAGGGAGGAGCCAGCUGCUUUCAAGGCGGUAGUUGCUGGCGAAGGCGGUGUGGGGCGUGAGGGCUGGUGUGUACUCGUCGACGGGGAGAGGGCGCUCAAGGCUGUUGGGAAGCUGUGA
Scedosporium apiospermum is the source of this 474-nucleotide messenger RNA. RefSeq lists its product as uncharacterized. NCBI's taxonomy places the organism in Eukaryota, Fungi, Ascomycota, Sordariomycetes, Microascales, Microascaceae. The transcript has 2 exons. The coding region runs from base 1 to 474 and encodes 157 amino acids. The record is from RefSeq and is a predicted model, not a curated record.